AUGGAGGCGCCCUCGGGCUGCACCAUCGCCCGGAAAGGGAAUCAGGGGCAGCACAGGCCCCUGAGCUGCAGCAACCCCAAAGUGCGGCGAGGGACAAGCGCCCAGCCGGGGCCCGAACUGCGCGCUCGCUCCAGACUCACCACCCGCCAGCGGCAGCAGCAACCGGAACCGGAACUCGGCUCGGCCACCUCCACUGAGCGCUGCGGGGAGGGGGAGCAAGGAGUGGGCCAGACUCUACGCCAGAAAGCACCGGGAGAGGGCGAGGCAUACACGGCAGGACCCUGGUGGGGAGGGUCGUUUCCCGUUAGAGGAGCGUCCAUUCCUGACCACCGAGGGGCGGCGGCCACUGGCCCCUGCCGCAGGACCGUACCAUCCUGGGCCGCCGGGGUGCGCGCGCGUGCCCGGGCAGCCUGGGAGCUGGAGUCGGGGUUCCCAGGCGUCCGGAGCCAGUCCCUUCUGUGCACAUAUUCCUACUGGGCCGGAGGUCUGGCGAGCCCCGCUUUGCCGCGCCCUCCCGGCUUCCCGCGGGCUGCCGCGACCUCCGCCACCCCUCCCGCUGACAGUCCACGGCGCACAAAAUGGGCUUUCGAGAACGGCUAAGAG
Molecule: messenger RNA, 603 nt
Organism: Microcebus murinus (gray mouse lemur)
Lineage: Eukaryota; Metazoa; Chordata; Mammalia; Primates; Cheirogaleidae
Source: RefSeq, a predicted model, not a curated record